Molecule: messenger RNA, 980 nt
Organism: Coregonus clupeaformis (lake whitefish)
Lineage: Eukaryota; Metazoa; Chordata; Actinopteri; Salmoniformes; Salmonidae
Product: adenine phosphoribosyltransferase
Exons: 5
Coding region: 120-722 (200 amino acids)
Molecular function (GO): adenine phosphoribosyltransferase activity
Source: RefSeq, a predicted model, not a curated record
UGUGUCAUGGUCUACACAUUGACACACCCCCUGGAACCUGAUAUGGGUGGCCAGGCCAGCAGACAGAUUCACAGCCCAGGCUCCUCUGCCUCUAUAAUUGUGUGGACUAUUAAUUCAGAAUGGACGCUUUGGCUGUUCCAACAGACAGAGGGAAAGGCUGGUACCUUUCCCUAAUGGCACCAAACACCAAAGGACCAACAUUUGCCUGGUUGGACCCAUCAAGACUCUACUGUAAUUCCCAGGCCCUGUCAGAUUGUGUGAAGGACCUUCUCUGUCCAUUCCAGAAGGAGGCCAUUGACCUGGUAGUGGGGAUAGAUGCAAUGGGAUUCAUCCUUGGAUCGGCUGUGGCCACCACCCUUGGAAAGGGCUUUCUGGCUAUCCGCAAAGCAGGACACCUGUGCAUACAAACCCAGAGCCAAGAGUACAGUGACUACUCAGGCAGAGAGAAGAUGAUGGAGGUUCGCCUGGAUGUGUUAAGUCCAGGGCUCCAGGUGCUGAUAGUGGACCAGUGGAUAGAGACCGGAGGAACCAUGAAGGCUGCUAUCAAACUGGUGGAGAGGCAGGGAGCUACUGUUGUAGGUGUUGCUGCUGUGGCCAUUGAGAACAGCGAGGGAGGGAAGUGGAUCAAGGAGAAAUACAAAUACUCUCACUGCAUCCCGGAGGAACUACAGAGUCAAAUUGACAAACAAUAUCUUGACUCCUUCAAGAGCUUUGCCAGUUAAGUGCUCAAACUCAAGGUCAUGCAAUUCAGAGUAGGGUAUGCUAUCUCCAACUGUGCUGACCAGGAUUAUAUGUUACUCUUGUGUGGUGCUUUGUCCAAGAAGUCACUAAGAUCAUAUAUUGCCUUGGAGUGGUGAAUGCAUUCAAUGCUUUUGGCUUCUAUGCAAGCAUAUUGUGCCUAGUGAAAGUCUACACACCUGUUGCACAGUAUUCACAUAUUGUUGCCUUAAAAUUAAAUAAAAAAAAAUCCUACAGCUCUA